CGCGUGUGUGUGUGUGUGUGUGUGUGCGCGCGCGCGUGUGUGUGUGUGUCUGUGCGCAUGUGUGUCUGUGUGUGUGUUUAUUCAUUCUGGCCAGGUACCGGCGUCUCUCCUCGCUAAGGAUUAUCAGUCCGGCGCAUUGCGAGCGGCUGCCAGUGUCGGAGCCCCGGCAGUCUUCUCAUAUCAAACGGCUCUUCGCGAAGCCCGAUCGCCGACUCUUCGGAUUAAGCGCCCAGUCGCUGGCGGCAGCCCUCGGAGCCGCUUUCUUACAUUUUUAAUUUCUUUUUUUUCUUUUCUUCUUUUUGUUGCAUGUGUGGAUACAUGGUAACCGACUGCGGGAUAAAAUACAAGGGGCAGGAUCAAGCGGGCUAUAGUUGAUCUAAAAACGCACGAUCACGGUGGACUAAGGUGUGAUUUACCAAGGGAAAGGGUAUAAAUAUCUGGAACUACUGCAACCUGUUUCGAUUUUAAGGUUUAAAUCUACAAGCUGUGUGGAGGAAAAAAAAAUAAGUAAGUGGAUCGGAGUCGGCAGAUAAAGCGUGUCUGCAGUACAGAGCUGAGCUGUCAAAGCUGCAGCGACGCAGGACGGAGAAUUACGGCUCCCCGGCAGGAGAACCGUACGCAUCUGCUAGGUUUAACGCAUUUAGUCUGCGGGAGAUCUGUGUAUGAAGAGCCCCGGUCAUCGUGCCUAUUUCCCCCUAAGUCUAAUGGCUUUUGUGUUUUUAUCUUGACGUCCUAGACGCCAUGCACUGAAUUCAUGCGAUUUCAAAUCGCCAUUCUUGUGGGGCUGCAGUAGGUGGAGAGUAUCCGCUUUCCCCUCUUCAUUUAUAAGACCAGCCUUAUUUUUUAUUAUUAUUUUUUUCUGUCUGCAUACCGAUUGGAAUAAUAAUGGCCACGCUACUCCGCAAAAUCGGUCUCAUCCGCCUGCACGACCGAGACACGGAGGACCCGAAGCACCACCACCAGGGCUCCUUCAAGGGCACCAAGGGGAACCAGAAGAACAACAUGAAGCACUGCAACACGAGCAGCGAAAGCAACAUCCUCAACACGCCCGAAAUAAAGGCAAAGCGAUCGGAGCAGCCGAGCAAGGACACGUCGGGGAAGCAAGGCAAGGACGUGAAGGAGAAACAAGCGGGGGGCGGUAAGAGCUCCGGCGGCUCGCUGCCACCGCUGGCGCCGCACCGGCAGCACUGCACCCAGGUCCGGACCAGGAGGCUGAUGAAGGAACUGCAGGAGAUCAAGCGGUUGGGGGACAACUUCAUCACGGUGGAGCUGGCCGAUGACAACCUAUUUGACUGGAAUGUGAAGCUGCACCAGGUGGACAAGGAUUCUGCCCUGUGGCAGGACAUGAAGGAGACCAACACCGAGUUCAUCCUGCUCAACGUAUCUUUCCCCGACAAUUUCCCUUUCUCGCCGCCCUUCAUGCGGGUGCUCACACCUAGGCUGGAGAACGGCUACGUCCUGGAUGGAGGAGCCAUCUGCAUGGAACUGUUAACACCCCGCGGCUGGUCCAGCGCCUACACGGUAGAGGCGGUAAUGAGGCAGUUCGCGGCGAGCCUGGUUAAGGGACAGGGCCGGAUCUGCAGGAAAGCGGGGAAGUGCAAGAAAGCCUUCAGUCGCAAGGAAGCUGAGGCCACCUUCAAGAGCCUGGUGAAGACCCACGAGAAGUACGGCUGGGUGUCGCCACCGGUGUCCGACGGUUGAGGGCGCCGCCCACCCUCCCUGCCAAACUUUUUGUUCAAAAAAACAACGAAAAAAAAAAACCAACAGCUAGCAUCCCGCCGUCGAAGCCCUUCACCCCCCAUCCUGUUCCUCUGCGUAUCUUCAUCGCGAUGUCAUGAAGAAUGUGGUUGACAUUUAUCUUAUUCAUGAUCGGGUGUGUUUACAGCUAAAUGUCGCCUUUCGUGGAUUGUUUUAAAACUGGAUCUGACCCCCCCUCUCCCGCCACACCCCCCACCGCGCCUCGGAAAGCUGUGCCGAUGUCGAGAUGGCCCCCACCUCCCAGUUUUUGCCUCCCACCAUAGCCACUUUGUUACUGCGUGUGACUGCGAUCCCAUGUGCGUGACUGCAAGCGUGUGCAUGUGUGAGUGUGCGUGUGUGUGCGCGCGUGCCCCCCCCCCACAGACACCUCGCCACACUGAAUUGCAUCACACUUUCCAUCCCCCGCUGCCCCUCUCAUUUACAUGCAAAUGAACCCGUUAAUAUUUAAUAGAUGGGCAGUACAUUUGAGGUUCUCCUUUGCUGUGCUGUUUUUCACAGUUCAAUGCAACUUGAAGAUUGUAAUUUAUGUGGAGCUGCGCUCUCUCGUUCGUUCUCUCUAUCUCUCCUUUCUCUCUCUCUCGCUCUCCUCAACCUCUCUCACUUUCGGCUAAAUUUAGACAUCACUGUGCUGUGUAGAUGGUCAUUGAUUUCCAAUGGGAAAAGGUUGCUUAUGCUAAGGUCCUGUAGCGAUUAAAAAAAACACAAAAAACCCACAAGAAAAGCAGCUAAGAGACGAUCACAACGACCCUGAAGUCCUUGUCUAUGUUAUCAAUGUUUUUGGAGAGGAAGAAGCCUGAAUUGUGCUUAUUUAGAUACCAGAUGGUAAUGGAAGCUUUUGGACGGGGUCCGGGUUGGCAGGCCGGAUGGAUGUAUUCGAUGCAUCCCUCACCUGCGAGGUUGCCCCCGUAAGACAUAUCAGAAGCUCUCAUUGUCCCGUAAGACCAGUAGGUCAGGUGUCUCGACGAUCCGUCUGUUAUUAUGCGAUUUAAGAGCAGCUCUCUGAUAACUGGGCUUAAUUAAGAUCUCGACGCGCACGCUGUGUGUGCCCUGCAGAUGGCGCAGUGAUGCCAGACACCAUGUGACAUUUCCAGAGAAGCGGACUCUGCCUGUCUGUCUGCGUCUCUGCCUGUCUGUCUGCCUGCCUGUCUGUCCAUCUGUCUGCCUGUGCGUCUGUGUCAUACCACGGUGUUUUUUGCUGGAAGGACUCGUCAAUUCCCCUGUUGUCUUACUGAUUUGCGGCUAUAACCUGGGGGGGUCAUUGGCAGUUACGGGUGCAGACCAAGACGUCCAUCUUUCCUCAUUGUGAAUGAGAUCUUUCUCUCGUCCUUCCUCGUCCUUCCGGGCAUGCCCAGUCUGCCCUUCUCCCUUCUCCCAUGUCUAUGUCCCCCAGUUCUUCUUAGCAUGACAACUAAGUCGACCAGCACCCCCCCCCCCCCAAUCUUUUAUUAUGAUUGACCGGAUCACCGUCAAACUGGACCCCUCUCCCCUAUCCCAGGCUCCUUAAUGCAUCUGGAUUGCAUUACAAGAUGACUUCAGCAAGAUUUAUGUACACAUUGUGUGACGAAGAGCCAGGUUUGCUUUUCUGAAGGGGGGGGGGAACUGAAAUCCACUAAAGGAGCCCUGAACACGACCAGGCAGCCUCACAUUUGUGCAAAAGACACAGUUUUUAACCAUCAGCAGCAAUAUAAGUCAUGAGGAAAAAACGUUAAUCUGUAGUUUGUAGUAGCCUUUGCAUGGACACAUUUGUAUAAUGGCAAUCAUUGUAUUGUAACAUUCAUGCCAAAUAUGGUAGGAGUUACGGGAUCAGACAGUCAGGCAUCUCACAGCAUCUGGUAUCUAAACACGGGCCAAGACCUUCUGCAAGCCCAGGUCAAGAAGAUGGUGUUGUUGUUUUUUUACAAGGACCUUAGCUUUGACAUGAAGAAUUACAGUGAAUACGUAUAUAAGAUAACUGGGUGUUUUCUGGUUUAGGGACAUAAUUUCGUGAUAGACUUUAGAGUGAUAGUUCGCCGAAAAAAAAAAAAAUAAUAACACUAACUAACUGUCCAGAACAUGUGUAAUGAUUCCGCUACGUUAUAGCUGCAUGUGAUCGUGAUCGUUAGCUAGUUAGCUCUCAUUUUUCAAAAAAAAAGGAACAAAAAAAGAAAAAAACUGAACCCGCUUCUUCUGUUGCUCUUCCUUCUUCGUCCUCGUUUUAUUUAACGUCUUCGAAUGUCACGUUGUGUUAUAAAUGAAUGUGUUUUAAUUUAUUUGUAGUUUGCAAAUUUGAAGCUGAGCUGAAGCAUGUUUGAGGUUUUGCCACAUAAAACAGUAAAGGACACGUACCCGAAUCCAGCCAGGCGGGGGCCUCGCUGAGCAACGGGCCACGGGACCGAGCAAAAACCAAACAGGAGUGUGCAAUAAAGACCUGAAUGUUUCAAACCCUGUACAA
Brienomyrus brachyistius is the source of this 4189-nucleotide messenger RNA. RefSeq names its product ubiquitin-conjugating enzyme E2Q family-like 1 (gene ube2ql1). The record is from RefSeq and is a predicted model, not a curated record. NCBI's taxonomy places the organism in Eukaryota, Metazoa, Chordata, Actinopteri, Osteoglossiformes, Mormyridae. Bases 886 to 1701 code for a protein of 271 amino acids. The transcript has 2 exons.